This is a messenger RNA of Cyphomyrmex costatus, 2180 nucleotides long. It is a transcript of the gene Sf3b2, whose product is annotated as splicing factor 3B subunit 2. The transcript has 3 exons. Gene Ontology annotation, cellular component: nucleus; U12-type spliceosomal complex. The record is from RefSeq and is a predicted model, not a curated record. Bases 69 to 2180 code for a protein of 703 amino acids. NCBI's taxonomy places the organism in Eukaryota, Metazoa, Arthropoda, Insecta, Hymenoptera, Formicidae.
UACGUACAUAUUGACGUACAUACUCACAUGUAUUAGACAUCUGCUCGACACGUUUGCAGUUGUUCAGCAUGGAUGCAAAAAUUCUUCCGAGUCUUUUGAGCUUGAAGGUGGCUCCUCCAUCAGAGUUGUCAAGUCAGAAUGUUGAUAAUGGUGUUGGAGAUGAAAACAGUGACUCUGUUAAAUUACCAGCUGCUUUAGAACAAGCUCUGGCAUUUAAAACAGAGAGAGCCAAGGAAGUAGGCGGAGAUCCAAAUGACAUUGUUUCUAUAAGUAAAUCACCAAAUGAUGAUCGUGAGGAUGUUUCUCAUAUAGAAGACGUUAUGUCAGAACUGGAACCAGCGACCGAGAAAGUAGAAUCCAAAUCCAGCAAGACGAAAAAGAAGAAAAAGUCAAAGAGGAAAAGGCACAAUGCAGAAAAGAAGGACUCUGAACAGAAGAAGGAUAGCAUGGAAGAAGGCAAGAAUAAAGAUAAUAUGCCCGAGAUAGAGUAUAUACAGGAGAUACCAAGUAUAAGCGACUUAGAGCCUAUGUAUCGUCAAUUUGCCAGAGUCUUUGAAGCAUUUAAACUGGUGGAGCCAGAACCGAGUCCGAAUGAUGCAGCUGAUAAGGGCGAACCUAUCGGACAGUAUCCACCAGUAACAAAUAUACAAUCCUCUGGCACUGGCAUACCAAGUAAGGUACCAUUGUUGGACGACUUUGAUGAUGAGGGGAAUCAGCAACAGCAGCAACAGGGCACAGGAGAGAACGGUGCGCCGCGUUUGUCUAAGCGCAAGCUCAAAAGAUUGACACGACUGAGCGUGGCGGAAUUGAAGCAACUGGUAGGUCGUCCUGAUGUCGUAGAGAUGCACGAUGUUACUGCGCGAGAUCCAAAGUUACUCGUGCAGUUGAAAGCACACCGAAACACAGUUCCGGUGCCGAGGCAUUGGUGCUUCAAGCGUAAGUAUCUUCAAGGCAAACGAGGAAUAGAGAAACCGCCGUUUGAUUUACCAGACUUUAUAAAACGCACCGGGAUCACGGAGAUGAGGGCAAGCUUGCAAGAGCGCGAUGACACACGUACGCUAAAGGCAAAGAUGCGAGAGCGAGCGCGACCCAAACUAGGAAAGAUUGACAUUGAUUAUCAGAAAUUACAUGACGCAUUCUUCAAGUGGCAGACUAAGCCACGUAUGACGAUCCACGGCGAUCUCUAUUACGAGGGUAAAGAAUUUGAGACGCGCUUGAAGGAGAAGAAACCUGGAGAGUUAUCAGAUGAGCUGCGUACAGCUUUAGGUAUGCCAGUGGGACCAAAUUGUCAGAAAGUACCACCGCCAUGGCUCAUAGCUAUGCAACGUUAUGGGCCACCGCCGAGUUAUCCAAAUCUCAAAAUACCCGGUUUGAACGCACCUAUUCCAGAGGGUUGCGCGUUCGGCUAUCACGCGGGUGGAUGGGGAAAACCGCCAGUAGACGAAACAGGAAGGCCACUCUACGGAGACGUGUUUGGUAUAUCGCGCACAUCUGGUGCGGAUGCGAUGGAUGAGGAAGUAGACCGGGGAAUGUGGGGUGAACCUGAGUCAGAAUCAUCAGGUGACGAGGACGAGGAUGAGGAUGCUGAGGAGGGUGGCGAAGGUGGCGACGGUGAAGGAAAGGAUGGAGAUGGAGAUGCUAGCGGAUUGGUUACUCCCGGUGCUGAGGGCCUGAUCACACCGAGCGGCAUCACGUCGAUCCCAGCAGGUUUAGAGACUCCAGAGACAAUUGAGCUGAGGAAAAAGAAGAUUGAAAGCGAGAUGGAAGGCGGUGACACACCCGCGCUCUAUACAGUGCUACAAGAACGACGCACGGAGGGUCUAGGCGCUAGUAUGAUGGGCAGUACCCACGUAUACGAUAUGACAGGUGCGGCAGGUGGCCAGGCACCGCCGUCCGUGAUCGCUGCACGUCGCAGUGCCAUCAGCGGCAGCGCAAGCGAUGCUCGAGCGGAGAAAGACGGCGCAGUGGAAUUGACAUUGGAUCCUAGCGAAUUGGAUCUUGACUCCGAGGCAAUGGCAUCCAGGUAUGAGGAAACAAUGAGGUCAAGACAAGCACAUCUCAGGAGAGAAGACUUGUCAGACAUGCUGCAAGAUCAUGUACAACGACAGAAGAGCAAACGCAAACGCCAGCAAAUCCAAGAUACAAAGACAUCCAAGAAGUAUAAAGAAUUCAAAUUUUAA